CCUGUGGCGUGUCUGCCUCGGCGGAGCCGGCCGCGCUGCGCUCGGGCGCCGGCCUCGUUCCCAGCCUCCGACUCCGGGGCGCGCGGCCCGCGCGUGCGCAGCGCAGGAGGGGCGCAGGCCGGGACCCCCGGGCCGGCGCGUGCGCGGACCAAGCACUGGGCGGCUGGCGGGCCCCGAGAUGAGCCUCCGGGUGCUGCGGCCCCAGUGAGGAGGAGGCCCGGGGGCAAGAGGAGCUGGGGCCGCCAACGCCGUGCCGGGCCAGGCCAUGGCGUUCCUGGCGGGACCGCGCCUGGUGGACUGGGCCAGCUCGCCACCGCACCUGCAGUUCAACAAGUUCGUGCUGACAGGCUACCGGCCAGCCAGCAGCGGCUCGGGCUGCCUGCGCAGCCUCUUCUACCUGCACAACGAGCUGGGCAACAUCUACACGCACGGUCUGGCCCUGCUGGGCUUCCUGGUGCUACUGCCAAUGACCAUGCCCUGGGGUCAGCUGGGCAAGGAUGGCUGGCUGGGGGGCACACACUGUGUGGCCUGCCUGGCACCCCAUGCAGGCUCUGUGCUCUAUCACCUCUUCAUGUGCCACCAAGGGGGCAGCCCUGUGUACACUCGGCUCCUUGCCCUGGAUAUGUGUGGAGUCUGCCUCGUCAACACCCUUGGGGCCCUGCCCAUCAUCCACUGCACCCUGGCCUGCAGGCCCUGGCUGCGCCCUGCUGCCCUGGUGGGCUACACCGUGCUGUCAGGUGUGGCUGGCUGGUGGGCCCUUACAGCCCCCUCCACCAGUGCCCGGCUCCGUGCCUUUGGUUGGCAGGCUGGUGCCCGCCUCCUGGUGUUCGGGGCCCGGGGAGUGGGGCUGGGCUCCGGGGCUCCUGGCUCCCUGCCCUGCUACCUGCGCAUGGACGCGCUGGCACUGCUUGGGGGGCUGGUGAACGUGGCCCGCCUGCCAGAGCGCUGGAGACCUGGCCGCUUCGACUACUGGGGCAACUCACACCAGAUCAUGCACCUGCUCAGUGUGGGCUCCAUUCUCCAGCUGCACGCCGGCGUCGUGCCUGACCUGCUCUGGGCUGCCCACCACACCUGCCCCCCAGACUGAGCCACCCCCUACCCGCCAGGCCAGCCUGCCCAGUUUUCUAGGGCCAACACCAUACUUCCCUCCUGCUGGUCCACAAGGAGCUGGCUCCCGGGAUGUUUCCAGCAAACAGGACUUCCCAGCUGGGAGCCUGUUCAUCCAUUCUUCCCUGUGGACUAGUCUCUUCUACCCCCACCUUAGAACUCCAGCCUCCCCUCCCCGCUUUCCUCCAGGGUACUGUCUUCCUAUGGAGGCUGGAAGGAAACUUUUCCUUCUCUAGACCUCAGUUUACCCUCUAUGACCUGUGAGGGUUGGGCCAGAGGAACUCUGGGCUCAUGUCUCGCUCUGACAGUUGGAAUCCUGCCAGCCUAGAUCCAUCACUCCACCCUGCCCCUCCUCAGACCCUCCCAUGAGGUAUCUUGUGAGUGCCAGGCCCAGCCUCCAGCCCAUGCUUCCUGACCUCCAUCUUUCUGCCCUGUAGGCCAGCCCUCCCAG
Molecule: messenger RNA, 1558 nt
Organism: Ceratotherium simum simum (southern white rhinoceros)
Lineage: Eukaryota; Metazoa; Chordata; Mammalia; Perissodactyla; Rhinocerotidae
Gene: PAQR4
Product: progestin and adipoQ receptor family member 4
Cellular component (GO): membrane
Molecular function (GO): signaling receptor activity
Source: RefSeq, a predicted model, not a curated record